Molecule: messenger RNA, 1638 nt
Organism: Coccidioides posadasii C735 delta SOWgp
Lineage: Eukaryota; Fungi; Ascomycota; Eurotiomycetes; Onygenales; Onygenaceae
Biological process (GO): regulation of DNA-templated transcription; nuclear-transcribed mRNA poly(A) tail shortening
Cellular component (GO): CCR4-NOT core complex; P-body
Source: RefSeq, a predicted model, not a curated record
GUGACUAGACAUUCAAUAACCCUUUGUCACGAUCCACGCCUUGCCGUUAUUAUGAACAGGCCAGGCCCUGGCCAGCAGCCUUUUCGGGGGAUGUCGAGCUUCCCCUCCCAACAGCAACAGCAGCAACAAGCAAGAUCUUCGAACCCUUCACUGCUCUCCGGUCGGAUGCCCAAUGGUAAAGUUGGAGGUGCUGCAACUUGGGGUUUUGGUGUGCCAAUGGGAGGAGCCCCAGGACUGCAGAACAAUCAGCCGCGGACUGUGAAUGCUAUGAAUACAUUUGCACAAAGCGUAGGCGGGUCUCAACCUGCUACCCCCUUAGAUCUUUCCGAAUUCCCCUCUUUGUCAGGCGGCUCUCAGCCAUCCCAGACCCCGACAACUGGACAGGCAGUUUGGAGUACUAUUAAUCAACGACCAGCCCAGCAAACCCUCCUCCAGAGACAAUUACAGCCUCCGGUGUCCUCGCAAGCGCCCUCGAGAGCCUCGCAAACACAAUCCAAUCAACCUUCACAGUCCCAUACCUCUCGAGAUGACCUUUUUCCUUCAGGCUCGCAGUUCGCGACUCAACUCGACGACUUUAGAAAUGGCGGACAAGGAAUAAGCGGACAGCUUUCAAGUAACAAUCAGCCACAGACCGGCAAUAUCGAGGAAUUUCCGCCGCUAGGAAAACAAACGCCGGGUGACCUGGGACAGGACCGCAGGGAGUCUCUGAUGCAAUCUAGCAAUCUCGCAAGUUACGGAAAUACAAUGUCAUACGCUAAUCAGGGGCUUCCGGGGCAAGCAAGAACCUCCGUGGGCAGCGCAAUACACGCACGACGCGACGGCACCGGCGUCACUUCCCCAGUAGGAGCAACAUCAGCAUCGCGAUCUCCGAUUGGCCCAGUUCAAAAUGGCGUCGGCAGUCAGGAGCAAGAGGAUUCUACAAAUCUCAUGGCUGGACAGCACGCUACUCGCCCUGAAGACUUUUCCGAGCAGCCGCAGCAAACAAUACCUUUUCCGGAGGAAACUCAGCCCCAAGAGACAGUUGCGACAAAUCAAACCUCCGACCAAACUCCCAUCACGCAAAUGAGCGACCGAGAGAAAUAUGGACUUGCGGGAUUGCUCAGAAUGAUACAUAGCGAAAGCCCUGACGUUGCAAGUUUGGCGAUAGGGCAAGAUCUAAUGAGUCUGGGGUUAGACUUGAAUCAACCAGAGCCUCUUCAUCUCUCCUUUGCCUCCCCCUUCGUUCCAUCGGGUUCAGGGGUUCCCCUCCAACCAGAUUUUACUCUCCCCGCCUGUUAUAAUGUUGCCAACGUACAACCCCUUCAGACACGAAUUCCAAGCUUCACCGACGAAACACUCUUUUACAUAUUCUACAGCAUGCCUCGUGAUAUUAUGCAGGAACUUGUUGCUGAGGAGCUCAUGGGCCGAAAAUGGAGGUAUCACAAAAUCGAGCGUGCAUGGCUCACUCGUGACGAUUCAUAUCCCAACCCUGUCGAAGUUGAAAGGGGUAUAAGUGAGAGAGGAGUGUAUUUGUGGUGGGACACAGCUACGUGGAAGAAGGUCCGGCGUGAAUUCAUAUUGCGGUACGCUGAUCUGGAUAAUCGGCUUGACCCUGCCCGGAAUUUCAUGCGCGGGAUGUCUUUCCCUCAAACCUCUUAA